UCUCCCCUCCCUGAGAGAUUCCCCCUUCCAUGCCCCCUCCCCUCUGCCUGCCUGGAGAACCGCUGGGCAAGAGAAGAGAGUCACGCUUCCCAGAGAGAACGGUGAGAUGGAAGGCUGGCUCUGCUGCAAGCAGGCACGUCCCGUCCCGUCUGGCUUUACUCGCCAGCAGCAGCUCCAGCAGCUUCUUGGGAGAAAAUCCGGGAGAAGCUGGAGUUUGAAUGUGAAUGAUAUGCUUGUCUGGAAACAACAAUAACUUUCAAAAUAACCAGCAAACUUGCCUUGGCCUAGUGUGGCUAAGAGGUGGAUUCAUCACAUUCUUCUUGCCCUGGGAGGCAAAGUAGCAUUAGAGGAAGAAGAGCUUUUGGGUGUGUUGGGCGCUUAAGCUGAGCUUAGAGAGACCAUGGAUGUGCCAAGCCCAGCAAAGAGUGGAUCAGGGAAGGGGACAGAAAAAGGCCCUCCAGCCACCCAGUCUGGCAAUGAUAAGGGAUUCUGGGAAAGAACUGUGCAGAAGAUCCUGGGAGGAGACACCACCAGCUCAGAUGUCCAGGUCAGGAGAUUCAGAGAGUUCGUCUACCAGGAAGCUGAGGGGCCCCGAGAGGUUUGCAGCCGACUCCACCACCUUUGCCAGCAGUGGCUGGAGCCAGAGAUACACACGAAAGCUCAGAUGCUGGACCUGGUGAUCCUGGAGCGGUUCCUGACCAUCCUGCCCCCAGAGAUGGAGAGCUGGGUGAGGGAAUGCGGAGCGGAGACCAGUUCCCAGGCGGUGGCCCUGGCAGAAGGUUUCCUCCUGAGCCAGGCAGAGGAGAAGAAGCAGGGAGAGCAGCAGACAGAUGGGAUGUUAGCCCAAGAAGCCACUGAGCUCCAAGAUUGCGAGACGGCUCCGUUGGUGACCCGGCAGAAGCUGCUGUUCAGAAGGAUUGGGCAGGAGAGUGAUGGAGGCCCCAUUGCGCUGGGUUUUUCCCACAGUCUGGGAAACAUACCAGUGGGGAUGCAAACAGGCAACCUCAUGCUUGCUAGGCCAGUCAUUUCCUGCUGCGCCAUUGACUUGGGCAGUGAAAUGACGCUGGCGACUCCUCCUGGACCUUCUCCUCUUGGUGGUGGAGUGGAAACUGUGGCUGUGCACUCACCAGAUCAGGAGUCUGUGAGCUUGGAGGAGGUGGCUGUGUGUUUCUCUGAGGAGGAGGCGGCUCUGCUGGAUCCAGGCCAAAGGGCUCUGCACAGGGAAGUCCUGGAGGAGAUUUCUGGGCAUCUGGCCUUUCUGGGUGAUUGGAGGGCGGGAGAGAAACAGGCCAAUGGAGCGAGAAGGAGAACCGAAGGGAGCCAGAAGAGGAGGCAGACUAGUCCUUCCGAAGGGCCAGACUUGCAUUCCAUCCCAAUCCCAGGAGAAUGCCACAAGAGAAGCAGCCGGAAUAAGAGCCCUCAGUAUGUAGAAACCUUGACUAGCCAGCCGCAUCUGAGCAGACGUCUGAGAAUCCACACAGGAGAGAAAUGCUAUACCUGCUCAGAGUGUGGAAAGAGCUUCAGUAGGAAGGUAGCACUUACUGUCCAUCAAAGAAUACACACAGGUGAGAAGCCUUUUAAAUGCUCGGAAUGUGGAAAGAGCUUCAGGCAGAAGGGAACGCUUAUUUCCCAUCAAAGAGUCCACACGGGUGAGAAACGUUAUACCUGCUCAGAGUGUGGAAACAGCUUCAGUCGGAGGGUAGCACUUACUGUCCAUCAAAGAAUACACACAGGUGAGAAGCCUUUUAAAUGCUCGGAAUGUGGAAAGAGUUUCAGGCAGAAGGGAACGCUUAUUUCCCAUGAAAGAGUCCACACAGGAGAGAAACCAUAUACCUGCUCAGAGUGUGGAAAGAACUUCACUCAGGGUUACCAGCUUACUGCCCAUCAGAGAGUCCACACAGGAGAGAAACCAUAUACCUGCUCAGAGUGUGGAAAGAGCUUCAUUUGGAAGUCAAAGCUUACUUCCCAUCAAAGAGUCCACACAGGGGAGAAACCGUAUACCUGCUCAGAGUGUGGAAAGAGGUUCAGUCAGAAGUCAAAGCUUACUAACCAUCAAAGAAACCACACAGGAGAGAAACCUUGUUAAAUGCUCAGAAUUUGGAAAGAACUUCACUCGGGGUUACAAGCUUACUGUCCAUCAAAGAAUCCACACAGGUGAGAAGCCAUUUAAAUGCUCGCAAUGCAGAAAGAGCUUCACGGAGGGUGAACAGCUUACUGUCCAUCAGAGAGUCCACACAGGAGAAAGGCCUUUUAAAUGCUCAGAGGGUGGAAAGCUGUUCAGUCAGAAGUCACAGCUUACUAACCAUCAAAGAAUCCACACAGGAGAGAAAGCACAUACCUGCUCAGAGUAUGGAAGGAGGUUCAGUCAUAAAGCAACACUUACUUACCAACAGACAGUCCACACAGGAGACAAGCCAUUUACCUGCUCAGAGUGUGGAAAGAGCUUUAUUCAAAACCUACAACUUACAUUGCAUCAAAGAAACCACACAGGAGGGAAACCAUAUACCUUCUCAGAGUGUGGAAAGAGCUACAGUCACAACCGAACGCUUAUAUUGCAUCAAUGAAUCCACACAGUUUUAAAUGCCCAAAAUGUGGAAAAUGUUUUACUCAGGUUGUAAGGCUUACCGUCCAUCGCAGAAUUUUUACAGGAGAGAAACCAUAUACCUUGUUAAGAGUGUGGAAACAGCUUAAGUUGUAGCAAAAAUCUAAAAUUGCCUCAAAGAUUCCAUACAGGUAAAAUGUGGACCAACUGUUGGACUUGUUCCCUAACAUUCAAAGUCUCAACAAAAUGUGGUGACCAUCACUGAAGUCCCGUUUUCAACCAAGGAAUGUUAUUGCCUUUUUGAACACACUGAGAUGGGAGCAGGGAGUUAGAAGGGUUUCUCUGGAAAGACUGAUGUGAUGAAGGCCAGAGGCAUGAGAUGUUCCAUUCCUUCUACCUCGGUGUGUAAGUUUUGAUUGGGCUAAUGAGGCUGUGCUUGCUAGCUUGGGAACCAAGUAGAGGGGGGUAUUUUUUCCCCUUGAAUUGGGCUUGUACACCUAGGCAAUACAGGCACUAUGUUAAUUUUCACUCCAUUUGACAGUCCCACUUUUUGAACCUUUUGCAAGUAUUAUGCUAUUGCUUUGCAUAAGGUUUGUUGUAUAUAAUAAAGACUUUAUUAGAAGCCCAAUGGAAAGGAGCCUAUGUGCUUCUUUUUGUUCAAAUGAUACUCCUGUAUUAAGGGUUGGUGUUUGUUUCAUGCUUGAAGAGAUGUUGACCAGGAGAACUCACAUGUUCCUGGCAGUUGCACUUUUUAUAUGAAAGAAUCUCAUCUUGACUCAGUCGAAAUUUUUAGAGGUGAAUGACCUUAACACAGUGGUACAUAUGCUAAUAACCUCCAGGCUUGACUGCUGUAAUGCAGUCUACGUAGGGCUACCUUUGUACAUAGUCUGGAAACGACAAUUGUUACAGAAUGCAGCAGCCAGAUUGGUCUCUGGGACAACAUGAAGGGACCACAUCACACUGGUUUUAAAAGAACUGCACUGGCUGCCAAUAUUUAUUUUUAUUUAUUUUAUUUAUUAUUAAAUUUUUAUACUGUCCUUCCAAAAGGCUCAGGGUGGCUUACAUACAGAUGCAAUAAAUUACAGUUGAAAUACACAGUGCUGGUUCUUACCUAGAAAGCCUUUAACGGCUUGGGUCCAGGUUAUUUAAGAGAGCGCCUCUUGUGUCAUGAACCCUGCUGCCUGUUACGAUCUUCUGGAGAGGUCUGGUUAUGGUUGCCACAAGCUGGUCUGGUGGCGACCUAGUUCUGGGCUUUUUCUUUGGCUGCCCAGGGCUAUGGAAUAUGCUUCCU
Molecule: messenger RNA, 3833 nt
Organism: Hemicordylus capensis (graceful crag lizard)
Lineage: Eukaryota; Metazoa; Chordata; Lepidosauria; Squamata; Cordylidae
Product: zinc finger protein with KRAB and SCAN domains 7-like
Exons: 7
Coding region: 401-2086 (561 amino acids)
Biological process (GO): regulation of transcription by RNA polymerase II
Cellular component (GO): nucleus
Molecular function (GO): RNA polymerase II cis-regulatory region sequence-specific DNA binding; DNA-binding transcription factor activity, RNA polymerase II-specific
Source: RefSeq, a predicted model, not a curated record